UGCUGUGAGAGAGGGAGCCCGGGCGCCUCGGGGGCUCCGUGCUGCGCCCCGCGGCCGCGGCGGCCCCCCUAUGGUGCGCGCCGAGGAUGGCGGAGAGACGGCGCAGUGAGGAAGACGAUGACUUUCAAUAUAUGGAUCAUGACUAUGAAGUACCACAGCAAAAAGGUUUGAAGAAGAUAUGUAGCAAGGUGAAAUGGACCCGUGAAGAGGAUGAAAAGCUAAAGAAGCUGGUGGAACAAAAUGGUACAGAUGAUUGGGCUUUCAUUGCUAGUCAUCUACAAAAUCGUUCAGAUUUUCAGUGCCAGCAUCGAUGGCAGAAGGUACUAAACCCGGAACUGAUUAAAGGUCCCUGGACUAAAGAAGAGGAUCAGAGGGUUAUUGAAUUAGUUCAGAAGUAUGGUCCAAAGCGCUGGUCUCUAAUUGCAAAACACCUGAAAGGAAGAAUAGGCAAGCAAUGCAGAGAAAGAUGGCACAACCAUCUCAAUCCUGAGGUAAAAAAGUCUUCGUGGACAGAAGAAGAGGACAGAAUAAUCUAUGAAGCUCACAAGCGUUUGGGAAACCGAUGGGCUGAAAUAGCAAAACUUCUUCCUGGAAGGACUGAUAAUUCAAUUAAAAAUCACUGGAAUUCAACAAUGCGAAGAAAAGUGGAACAAGAAGGAUAUUUGCAAAGUGUUAUAAAGUCUGAAAGCGCUAGUUCUGCUGAACUUCAGCCCCAACCUUGUCUGAGUAUGGAACACUUGCACACUCAGAAUCAGUUUUAUGUGCCUGUUCAGACACAUAUUCCAACAUAUCAGUAUGCCUCACCAGAAGGCAGCUGUCUAGAACAUACUCCAUCUUCUUCCAACAUAGUUCAGCAGCCAUUUAUUGAUGAUGAUCCUGAUAAAGAAAAGAAAAUAAAGGAACUUGAAUUGCUACUUAUGUCAGCAGAGAAUGAAAUCAGAAGAAAACAAAUAUCUUCUCAAGCUGGAAGCUUGUCUUGUUGGUCUGGAAAUUUUAUCAUGGAGGAUUGUAUGCCUAAUACACUAAGUAGCCUUGAGGAACAAACAAGUAAUUUCUACAGCAUGGAUGAGACCCGCAUCACACCUGUUCAACAGAAUUCACCACCUAAGUAUUUGGGUGUAGAAGCAAAUAGAAUGCUAACACCUCUACAAACCAUUCCAGAAUUUGCAGAGGCACUAGACCUUAUGGAAAUUGAUCCGGUAGCAUGGAGUGAUACCUGUUUUGAGCUUUCCGAGGCUGUUGUAUCCCCUGUCAAGCCAGCUCCAGUAAAACUAAUGCGGCUUCAACACGGUGAAGGGGCUGCUGAGUGCCAGUAUAAUGUCGGCGUUAUGCUUGAUGGCAAAAACCACAGCAACAUCAGUGGGGAUGAGGAAACAGUUUUUUCAACAACCUCAAACUUAACGAAGUUCAGCAAUCCACCUGCUAUCCUGAGAAAGAAAAAGAGAUUGCGUGUUGGGCAGUCCCCAGUUAGUGAUCUGAGCGAUGGUUUGUGUAAUGAUGCCGUCAAUGUUGCACUAAAGCGGACACCAGUGAAAACACUACCAUUUUCUCCAUCACAGUUUUUCAAUACUUGCUCUGGAAAUGAACAAUUUAACUUUGAAAAUCCUGCAUUUACAUCUACUCCAAUCUGUGGGCAGAAAGUUCUUAUUACAACUCCUCUACACAAGGAAAUGACACCACAAGAUCAAAAGGAAAAUGUGGGUUUUAGAAGUCCCACAAUGAGAAGAUCUCUUUUGGGUUCAACACCAAGGACACCAACUCCUUUCAAAAAUGCUUUGGCUGCUCAGGAAAAAAAGUAUGGUCCUCUCAGACUUAUGUCCCAACCACUUGCCUUCUCGGAGGAAGACAUUAGGGAAGUUUUGAAAGAGGAAACUGGAACAGAUAUAUUUCCCAAGGAGGAAGAUGACACUUUGUAUAAAAACUGCAAGCAGGAGCACAACUUUUCUAAAAAAGUCAGAAAAUCACUGGUCCUAGAUCCACAGGAAAAAGAAGAGUUUGGGGCCCAGCGUUUGACGGAAGAUAAUAGUUUAGAUGUACAGUCAAAAAAUGCAUAUACCACAUCUUUAUUAAUGACACCAUUGUUGGAAAUACAGGACAACAGAUGUAACCUGACAUCAGAAAAACAGGAUACAAAUCCAGCAAUCAAAGCAAAUGCUGUAAUUAAGAAGAAACUGAAUGCAUGUACAACAAAAAAUGUCAAAAUGGAGAAAGUUCUUCAGCCAAAUCGUGACUGGGAGGCAGUUGUUUAUGGAAAAACAGAAGACCAGCUUAUCAUGACUGAACAAGCAAGAAGGUAUCUGAGCACAUACACUGCCACCAACAGCAAUUCAAGGUCUCUGAUACUGUGA
Messenger RNA from Lonchura striata (white-rumped munia), 2348 nucleotides. It is a transcript of the gene MYBL1, whose product is annotated as MYB proto-oncogene like 1. The record is from RefSeq and is a predicted model, not a curated record. Lineage: Eukaryota; Metazoa; Chordata; Aves; Passeriformes; Estrildidae. Gene Ontology annotation, biological process: positive regulation of transcription by RNA polymerase II; mitotic cell cycle. Gene Ontology annotation, molecular function: DNA-binding transcription factor activity, RNA polymerase II-specific; RNA polymerase II cis-regulatory region sequence-specific DNA binding. Gene Ontology annotation, cellular component: nucleus.